Messenger RNA from Vespa velutina, 5836 nucleotides. Its product is annotated as dynamin-binding protein-like. The coding region runs from base 373 to 3939 and encodes 1188 amino acids. Lineage: Eukaryota; Metazoa; Arthropoda; Insecta; Hymenoptera; Vespidae. The transcript has 9 exons. Gene Ontology annotation, biological process: intracellular signal transduction. Gene Ontology annotation, cellular component: cytoplasm. Gene Ontology annotation, molecular function: guanyl-nucleotide exchange factor activity; protein binding. The record is from RefSeq and is a predicted model, not a curated record.
GUUUCUCUCUCUCUCUCUCUCUCUCUCUUCAUUCGUUAAUUAAUCCAUUUGUUUAAUUACUAUUUCAUAGAAUUUUACUUAUCGACCGAGACGUACGUACGUAUUACGUAUGAAUGCAAUCUCUUUUGAUACGAAUUAUAAAUAGUUAUUUUAUAAAAACUUCUCGAAUUUUCGAAUUUAUUGAUUUUAUUAGAAUUUUAAUCGUUGUAUCGUUAAUCAUAAUAAUCUUAUAUAAAUAUAUAUUUCGAAAUAAAAUAAAAGUUGAUAAGAUUGAUUAUCAAACGUAUUAGAACUGUCAAUGCUACGUUUCUACAUGCAAUUUAUUUUAUCAAAAAUACGAAACUUACGGAGAAGAUAUAUCGAUAGAAAAAUAUGGAAAGUGGCUCAUUGACAAAGGUUUUACAUGAUUUUUUUACAACUGUAGAUGGAGAAUUAAGUCUUUACAAAGGAGAACACUUUUUGAUACAUAAAGUAAUUGACAAGCAUUGGUGUUACGGACAAUCAAAUAAUAAAACAGGAAACUUUCCUUCGAAUCAUUUACAUAAAGUUGAGAUUCCACUCUUAUUAGAUACCCAAAGUUUAUUUGUAUCAAUAGCUGCCUUUGCAGGGGAACAAUCUGGAGAUUUAUCAUUUGGAGCAGGGGAUCUUAUUAUUGGAAUACAUGAAGUUGGAUCAGGAUGGUACUACGGACAAAUAGAUUCCAGAGUUGGAAUUUUUCCUACCACCCAUACGUGGCAGUUAGAUACAAAUUUAAUAAAGAGAACGGGUAAUAAGAAAUCAAUAAGAAAAAAAGGAAGAGUGAAAGCAACAUUGAAGGCACAAUUGGAAGAAGAAUUAGAUUUAAAUGAAGGUGAAGUAGUAACUGUGACAGAAGUUUUGGAUGAUGGUUGGUGUCGUGGAAUUACGGAAGAUGGUAGAAAUGGGAUCUUUCCAGAAGGAUUUAUCUCUUAUAUGAAUGAUGAGACAAGCGAUCAAACCGAUACAUGUGUCUCAAGAGAAAACGUUUUAUCUUCGUCUCUAUACAAUAUUAAUUCAGUAGAGAAUAAUGUUUCCAAUAGUUAUUCGGUACAGUCAUAUAAAGAGGAGGAUCCUGCACCAAGUUAUUACGACUUAUUUCCACAAUUUUCUACGUCCAAAGAAAAAGUUUCAGAAGAUAAUGAUCGCGACGAUAAUGCAAAUUCAUUCGACGUUAAACCAUAUGCCAUAACUUUAUAUCCAUUUAAUGCUCAAUUUCCAAAUGAAUUAAAUUUUGGAGCAGGGGAAAUAGUACAUCUCAUAAAACACGUUGAUUCGGAAUGGAUGGAAGGUUCUAUCGAUGAUAAUAAAGGAAUUUUUCCAAUAUCUUAUGUUAAUAUUGUAGUAGAUUGUCCAGAAAUGAAAGCUAAAGAAGAAAUACUUAAUAAAGAAGACAAUAGCACAGAAUAUACUAUAUUAGAACCAGGUACAAUGGCCAAAGUGGAAUAUACAUUUAAAGCACAAAUGGAUGGAGAUUUGAAUAUAACAGAAGGCGAUAUUGUAACUAUUAUCAGUAUGGCUAAUGAAAAUUGGAUUAAUGUAAAAAAUGUUAAUGGCGAAAUUGGUUUGUGUCCAAGAGGAUAUUUAAGUUCAAGCCCAAUAUCAGAACCCAAUAGAGAUUCCACAAUGGAUCUGUUAGAAGAUUUUGUUGUAUUAAGAGAUGACAAGCCUAGUUCAUUAACAGAUGAAGAAUAUAAACCAAAAAGACUUUCAGAACCUCAUAGACCAGCACCACCAGCACCUGCUCCUGGUCGUAUGCCAUUGCAGAACAGUAACAAAGAUUCGACAAUCGAUAAUGCAUGUGCAUCUGAAAUAUCAAUAGAUAUUAGUGAGAAAAAGGCGGAUCAAAGACAAAACGUUAUAUCGGAAUUAGUGCUUACAGAAAAAGAGUAUGUUCGUGAUCUGACAUUAACUUAUGAAACUUUUAAUCUAUCUAAUCCUGAUUUUCUUAAAGCAAAAGGUAUAGAUGUUGAUGUUUUAUUUGGAAACAUAUUAGAAAUUAUCCAAGUUGCAGAAGAAUUACUACAUGAGAUAUUAAGAGCUAUGAAGGGAUGUGACGAGCAAUUACAGCAAAUUGGUACGUGCUUUACAAAAAUGGCAAAUAAAUUACGCGUUGUAUAUGUGAAGUACUGUGGAAAUCACGAAGCAGCGCUUGCUUUAUUAAAAAAGUAUGAAAAUAAUGAAGAAAUUAUGAGUGUAUUUAACAAGGGUACUGAGACACUACGUUAUCAAAUAGCUUGCUUUGACAUGAGUUCCAUUCUUAUAAAACCCGUACAAAGAAUAUUAAAAUAUCCUCUUAUUUUGUUUGAAUUAAUAAAGUGUACCGAGGAUGAUCAUCCAGAUAAACUAUCUGUAAAAGAAGCAUGGAAGGCGAUGACCGAUGUGGCUUGUUACAUUAACGAGUAUAAACGUCGAAAAGAUUUAGUGUUGAAAUAUUUAGACAACGAUAAUACGUUAAUUAGAAAAAUGGCUAAAUUAAAUAUGCAUUCCGUUGCGAAGAUGUCAACACGUUUAAGUACGAAACUAUCUGCUAGUUUAGGUUUGACAAAUAUUGCAGUGGAUCCUGUAUUUGAAGAACUCGAAAGACAAUUUAGAUCUAUAGAAAAAUGUACGUGGCAAUUGGCAAAGGACGUCGAAAUGUGUGUUAUUUAUUUAAGCGAUGAGGCUAUUUCCGGUGAAGUUAUGUCAGAUUAUUUAAAUCAAUAUUAUCAGGGAACACCAAAUCUUGAAAUUAAACGAAUAAGAGAUAUCCGUUCGUUAAUUUGGUCACAAUUUAUGCAAGAUUUAAAAUCUUGUUUGGAAAUACGUUUAAAUGUGCCAUUGAAUUUAUUGACAACAUUUUUAGAAGGUCCUGCAAUAUUAAUAACAAAGAGACACGAUAAAUUGUUAGAUUAUGACGCUGCCAUUUCUAAAAGCGAAAAGUAUAAAGAUUCCAAAAUUGUACAGGAUGAAUUAGCAACGGCAAAGGGUAAUUUCGAAGCCUUGAAUCAACAAUUGUUGGAGGAAUUACCGAUAUUAAUCGAUGCAGCUAUGAAAGUCUUAGUUAAAUGCAUUAACGCUUUUGCGAAUGCUCGUAAACUUUUAAGCGGAAGAAUUACGAAAAGAUAUUUAAAACUUUACGAGAUUACGACUCAAGUGUCGCUAAAAGAUAUUCUAGAAUCUUUCCUGGUAAAUCAUAAUUUACUUUGGAAUCAAAUCGCACGUUUCUCAUUCGGUGGUACGAAUCAAAGAACAGAAGAGGAAAGAGAAGAAUGUUGUUCGCAAGACGAAGAGGAACGAAUAUUAUUGACAAAAAAAUAUACGAGGGAUAAGUUGUACGUUUUAAAAGAAAACGUAACGAAAACUACAUCACUCGAUUUGGGAGCUACAAAAGGAUCUUUGGUAGCUGUUAUAAAGAAUCAAGAUCCUAUGGGCGAUAUUACGAGAUGGCUUGUCGACAAUGGUACUGUCAAAGGUUUUUUACCAGCUAAUAAAUUGACACCUUUACAACAAAUUCAACAACCUAUCAAAGAAGCAGCUAGCUUGGAAUCUAAUAUCAAUAGGAAUACCGAUUCAAUGUCAGAUCUUAUAUCAAUGGUUUCACCUGAAAAGGAAGUAAAACCAUUGUCGGAAUCUAAUUUGCAAUCGUUACUUUAUUUAAAUAUAGACGAAGAACUUAAUACCAAUCAAAUUUAUAGCAACAUUGAAGAAAUUUCGAAAACUCAAACGUAUCAAAAUCUUACUUAUGAAUUUUAUUACACCAUGUACGAUUUUGCUGGUGGUAUACCUGGUACAUUACCGGCGAAGAAAGGUAAAGCUCUUAGGCUCAUUAGGCCACAUGAUGAGAAAGGAAAUGAUGAAUGGUGGCUCGUAGAAGAUCGUUACGGGCAGAGCGGUUACGUUCCUAAAAAUUACUUGACUCCAGCACCACAGACGAAACCAUAAUUCAAAAACUAUUAUAUGCGAAAUAUUAAUUUACUUUAUAACCGUACAAAUUUUCUUAAAUAUUUUCUCGUGCCUUAAUUUAUACAAUGAUUCGCUUAUAACAUUUACAUAUAGAAAUUUAUAUACAAGUAUAGAGAUUUAAUCAAGUAAUUAUGUAGUUAUAUAUGCAGCUGAUUUUUUCUUCAUCCUUUUUUUUUUUUUUUUUUUUUUUUUUACAGCGAAGAGGUCAGUGCUAAACAAGAUAUAUAUAUCAUAUCUUUCGUCCAAAAACUUAUUCCAACUCAGUAUAUUUCACUAUGUCCUUAUCUUCGUUAUCUAAUAUAUGUGUAUUUAUUAAAAAAAAAAAAAAACAAAAAAAACAAAAAAAAAAAGAAAACAAAAAAAAAUACUUUUAGUGACGUUGAUAAAUUUAUUUUUCUGUGAUAUGAUAAUAUUGUAUAUCAUAUUCUUACAUAGCACGUUACUCUCUUAAAAACAAACUUAUAAUCUCGUAAUAUAUUUCUUUAUGGUAUUUCUAUAUCAAUUUUAAACCGUCUGUUUACUUUAUGUGUAUAUUUUAUUGUAUAUUGAAAUUGUAAAAUUGUUUAUCAUCUACACACACAUAUAUAUAUAUAUCGUUAAACAAUAUAGUAACAUUCGAAAAAAAGAAAAAAAAAAAAAAAAAGAACACCUUUCAUUUUGUUCGUCAUGAUAGCUAGACUUUAUAAAAAAAAAAAAAAAAAACAGUAUAGAAAACAGUAAUUACGUCGAUUAUACAUAAUUCUCAAUGAUAUUUUUUGUUUUAUAUAAAAUUUCUUAUACUUACGUUUAUCAAGUUGAAAAAUCAUGGAAAUAUACUUCGUAUGUUGAUAUAAAUUAAUCGUCUUUACUAUCAUACCACAAUGGCUUUACUUUUAAUAAAAGAAGCUGUUUCCUUAUGAUACUUUAUCUAAUAACAAAAAUUUCUAAAGUGUAUCGUGUGUGUGUGUGUGUGUAUGUGUGUCACAUUAAAUAUCAAAAUAUGAGAAUAAUUAAAAUGUUUAUUAGAAGUGGGCAUCAUGAAAAAUGACCAUUUUCGAAAGUGGAUCAUUUUGGAUCAUAAAAAAUUUUGAGUAUUCUCAUCGUGUUAUCACAUUGUUUUUUUCCUUUUUUUUUUUUUAAUAUACGUAAAUCAAAAAUAUUUUCAAGGCUCACGAAUAUUAAUAUCGUAUACGUGAUAAUAUUUAUCCCACAGAAUCAAUUAAUUAUGAUUAUGGAUUUCAAGCGAUCCUACGUCAUAAUUAAAAGACAACGAUUAUACGAUUUUUUAUUUUUUUUUUAUUUUUGUUUAUUUAUUUAUUUAUUUAUUUUUUUUUUUUUUUAAUAGAAACGUAUUAUAUUUUACUAUAUAUUAUCGUCAUGUAAUAUAAUACAUUUAUACUGUCACGAUCAACAGUCGGUACAAUGACGUUUCGUGUACCUACAAAUCUAAUGCUUAUUAUAAGAUUAUGAUAUAAAAGAAGUUAUGUGUAUGUGUAUAUAUAUAUAUAUCUAUAUAUAUAUAUAUAUAUCGUUUAAAUAAACGAAACAGUCUUUUCAGAUAGAGCAACUUUUAACUGCGAUGCGAUUCCGAUCAUCGUUAUUAAUACAUAUAGUAUUAUUUUUUAUCGACAAAACUUAUAAUUAAACUUAUAUAUAAAUAUAUAUAUAUAUAUAUCUAUAAACGCAAAAAAUACUGAUCUAAGAAUAAACAAUGAACUUUCACACAUCAAACGUCAUAGAUUAGAAGAGGAGGUGGGGUCGUCUAUUGAAAUCGACGAUGUAAACGAGUUAAACGAUUUUACACAUUUCGAACCCAUUCAUUCAUUCUUCCUUAUUAAUUUAACAUUCGAUUUUCUCGAUUUAUCACUUUUGUUUUAUAUCUUUCUCUCUUAUCUUU